Knipowitschia caucasica is the source of this 306-nucleotide messenger RNA. Lineage: Eukaryota; Metazoa; Chordata; Actinopteri; Gobiiformes; Gobiidae. The record is from the annotation of a GenBank genome assembly.
AUGUCCCACCUCCGCACGGCCUGGCUUGGUGCCCUGGGACCGCCCUGGGACAGCCCUGGUUCCCCUGUCCGCUCCGCUCUCGUCACGCCGCUCCCUGCCACAUUAGCGCCGCGGCCUCAGAGGUCUCUGCAGCGGCGUUUGCCUCGUGGUCGUCAUUACCUCCUCUGCUGCUCUGUUCUCUGUGGGUUUGGGCUGAAAGUGCUGAACAAGCGUCAGGAAACUCCCUCUCCUCUCCAGGGACGCUCUUUCUUCUCCGGCUCGUGCUUUCUCUCAAAGGGCUCGCAACAAACUCAUCUGAGAAAAUGA